Molecule: messenger RNA, 792 nt
Organism: Thecamonas trahens ATCC 50062
Lineage: Eukaryota; Apusomonadida; Apusomonadidae
Product: 40S ribosomal protein S1
Exons: 3
Coding region: 21-761 (246 amino acids)
Biological process (GO): translation
Cellular component (GO): cytosol; ribosome
Molecular function (GO): structural constituent of ribosome
Source: RefSeq, a predicted model, not a curated record
CGCACAACUCUCAUACAAAGAUGGCUAUCGGGAAGAACAAGCGUCUCUCCAAGGGCGGCAAGAAGAAGGGUGGCCGCCGCGCGGUCGACCAGUUCGCCAAGAAGGAGUGGUACGACAUCAAGGCGCCGUCGAUGUUCGCCAAGCGCCAGGUCGGCAAGACCCUGGUCAACAAGACCGCUGGUCUUAAGAUCGCCUCGGAGGCACUCAAGGGCCGCGUGUUCGAGAUCAACCUUGGUGACCUGCAGGAUGACGAGGAGCAGAACUUCCGCAAGAUCAAGCUCAUCUGCGAGGACGUUCAGGGCCGCAACAUCCUCACCAACUUCCACGGCAUGUCGUUCACCACCGACAAGCUCCGCUCGCUCACCCGCAAGUGGCACACCCUCAUUGAGGCUUCGGUGGAUGCCCGCACCACCGACGGCUACCUCAUCCGUCUCUUCGCCAUCGGCCUCACCGCCCGCCACCAGAAGCAGACCCGCAAGACCUCGUACGCCCAGACCUCGCAGAUUCGCGUCAUCCGCGCCAAGAUGCACGAGAUCAUGCGCCGCGAGACCGAGAACGUCGACCUCAAGGGCUUCGUCACCAAGCUCAUCCCCAAGGUCAUGAAGAAGGAGAUCGAGACUGCCGCCCGCUCCAUCUACCCGCUCCAGAACGUCUUCAUCCGCAAGGUCAAGAUCCUCAAGAAGCCGCGCUUCGACGUUGCCAAGCUCCUCGAGCUCCACUCGGUCUCGGCCAACGCCUCGAAGAAGGUCGACCGCGCCUAACUCGUAAAGCCAAGCAAAGUCAACCGUACCC